Ixodes scapularis (black-legged tick) is the source of this 1181-nucleotide messenger RNA. RefSeq lists its product as uncharacterized. The transcript has 5 exons. The record is from RefSeq and is a predicted model, not a curated record. NCBI's taxonomy places the organism in Eukaryota, Metazoa, Arthropoda, Arachnida, Ixodida, Ixodidae. The coding region runs from base 222 to 866 and encodes 214 amino acids.
CACGACUUUUCUGCAGGUUCCCAUCUCAGCACUUUUACUCCAAGGUCACUCAGCUACUAACUGACAAGUACCCUCAGCUCCAAGAUGUUAUAGGAACUGGAUCAAACAUCACUGCUUCGGCUUUGGCUGGAGAGGACGAAGCCAGCCUGAUCGCCCAUGAGGAAUGGCUUAUACGAGAAGGACGAAAGGCAGCUCCUGAUGAAAAAGGAAUCCAUGAAAGGAUGACUCUCACUGCGAGGAAGAGGCUCUCUGACAUGGCACAAAUGGGCAUUGAUGCUGUUAGGACAAGGUACCCAUACCUGAUGGACUCUCAGCGAUUCGCUAAAGAUUUCGAGAGGCUCACGAAGAUGAACCUGGCCGACAAAGUCGCAAAAGGGAUUGACAAGAUCGUUCUGUUGGCCACAAAGAAGGCGAUCGACUGCCAGGAGCAUGUCCUACUUACACUGCAAGCAGCACCGCACAUGGAUCUGGGGAGGCUCAGGACACGGCACAUCCUGACUGUUGCAACUCUGCGCAUUUUGGCACUGAACGUCAAGGAGUCAACAUCACUGCCCCUAAUGUUCGUGCAAGAAGAUGAUGAAAACAUCCCACCGACACCGUGUGUCCUGUACAGCGGGCAAGACUUAGAGGAUGCAGACUUCUUUCACCUGGUUGUUGAUCGUGAGAGGUUGUUCUCCGUUCCAAAUGCCGAGGAGGGGCUGUGUAUGUUGUUGGUAGCCUAUUGGUUGUUCAGUAUACAAUAUGAACGGAAGGCCUUCAACAUGCUCGUCACUCUGGAGAGGCUUUUUCUCGGCAUGAGCCACACAACUCCAAGGGCAGUGGUAAUUAAAUUUUUAAACAAAGUUUGCAGGCACGUGCAUGGUUGAAGCAAUGAUUUGUGCUUCAACCACACGCGCAUUAACUGCUUCGUUACGGUUCAGUUUGAGCUUUUUCUUUUUUUUUUUUUUUUUUUUACGGUGUUAGUUUGCAGGCUCUGUAAAAAUGGAUGUCCACCCACGGGACAGUGGGGCUUUACAGUUCAAGUAAGGAAAAUGAACACAUAUUUUAUUCAACAUUUUAUAAGUUAAUUUUUACAAAAUAGGUUUUGGGAAGAAUAGCAAAACUGGAGUGAUACCGGCAGAGAAAUGAGGCUCAUUUAUUGGUACGAAAAUCAAAGAAGCAGUGCCAGUCAGAUUCAGUGC